AGUAUAUCACGUGACUCACCGCGACCAAACGAUUCUCCGGCGCCGACUAAGUUUGAUUCGCACAAAAUUUCGUCGACGCAACAACUUUGCUCUCCCAGUCUUUCUCCUCCCCCGCCAUCAUCCCACUCGAGAUCUGCCACAAGUCCUCUCAAGAUGUCGUUCGGCAAGCUCUACGGUCUUCCCGACAACCCUCGCUCCAUCCCGAUCCUGGUCGCGGCCAAGAGCAAUGGCCUGGACAUCGAGGUCGUCCCUACUGAGGGCAAUGUGAACGCCUCUUUCAACCAGAGCGCUGAGUACACCAAGCUCAACCCUCUGGGCAAGAUCCCCACCUUCGUUGGUGCCAAUGGCUUCGUCCUCACUGAGGCCAUCGCCAUCGCCAUCUACGUUACCUCCCAGAACGAGAAGACCACCCUCCUGGGCAAGACCAAGCAGGACUAUGCUUCCAUCCUCCGCUGGUUGUCCUAUGCCAACUCUGAGCUCCUGCCCCGCUUCGGUGCUUGGUACCGCCCCCUGAUCGGCAAGGACCCCUACAACAAGAAGAAUGUUGAGGAGGCCUCCAAGGUUGCCCUGAAGAACAUCUCCGUUCUCGAGGCUCACCUCACCCAGAACACCUACCUCGUUGGCGAGCGUAUCACCCUCGCUGAUAUCUACACUGCCGGUCUCCUGACCCGCGCUUUCGCUCUCGUCCUGGACAAGGAGUGGCGCUCCCAGAACGUUGCCGUCACCAGAUGGUACGAGACCGUUAUCAACCAGCCUUUCUUCAAGGCUGUUGUUGAGAACCCCGUCUUCGCUGAGAAGACCGUCACCUACACUCCCCCCAAGAAGGAGGAGAAGCCCAAGAAGGAGGCUGCCCCCGCUGCCGCUGCUGCCGCUCCUGCUGAGGAGGAGGACAAGCCCGCCCCCAAGCCCAAGCACCCCCUUGAGGCUCUCGGCAAGCCCACUCUCAUCCUCGAUGACUGGAAGCGCACGUACUCCAACGAGGACACCCGCCCUGUUGCCCUUCCCUGGUUCUGGGAGCACUACAAGCCCGACGAGUACUCUCUGUGGCGCGUUGACUACAAGUACAACAACGAGCUUAAGCUCACCUUCAUGUCCAACAACUUGAUCGGUGGUUUCCACGCUCGUCUGGAGGCUUCCCGCAAGUACCUCUUCGGUGCUCAGUCCGUUUACGGUACCAACUACGACAACAUCAUCCGUGGUGUCUUCCUGGUCCGCGGCCAGGAGUUCAAGCCCGCUUUCGACGUUGCCCCCGACUGGGAGAGCUACGAGUUCACCAAGCUCGACCACACCAACGAGGAGGACAGGAAGUACAUCGCCGACAUGUGGGCCUGGGAUGUCCCUGUCGUUGUGGACGGCAAGGAGUACCAGUGGGCUGACGGCCACGUCUUCAAAUAGAUGAUUCAAAUCAGGUAGCAGUUUCCUGUGGCAUUCAUGAUAUACCUUUGCCCCUGGCUUCUGGUUCUGUAUCAUCUGCUUGAAUUCUCUUAUGUCCCCAGUACCCUCGACUGUUUGAUGGUGUACUGGGAGCCGGGUUACGGUUAUUUCGCAUGCGGGCUUCUCUCUGUCCACCAUGAGCCGCUUCCCAGCCUAUGCUCCCCACGCACGGCUUCCCCCCUUCCCGCCAUUAAUGUCCACCCUGCCCAUUACGUUUUUUCUUUGGUCAAUCAAUAGCAAACGCGCUGAUGGUCAUGUCAUGCUUACGAUGUCUUGAGAAGAUGAUGGAAUGAUAGCCUACAAUAGCUGUAGACACAAAAGAUCUUUGAUUACUUCCACAUUUAGUCCACCGUAGUUUCGUCGACUUCAUUCUAGACCUCUAUUACUUUGCUACUCUCACCGAAGAUGUGAGAAAAGUGUAAGUGCGCUUCCUAAAGUCAUGG
This is a messenger RNA of Paecilomyces variotii, 1877 nucleotides long. RefSeq names its product putative translation elongation factor eEF-1 subunit gamma. Bases 154 to 1395 code for a protein of 413 amino acids. The transcript has 3 exons. Gene Ontology annotation, cellular component: nucleus; cytoplasm. Gene Ontology annotation, molecular function: translation elongation factor activity. The record is from RefSeq and is a predicted model, not a curated record. Lineage: Eukaryota; Fungi; Ascomycota; Eurotiomycetes; Eurotiales; Thermoascaceae. Gene Ontology annotation, biological process: translational elongation.